CCCCAACUCGACAGUAGCAAUGAAAGGGUUAAAUGGCGGGACUUUUCAACGCUUAUCAAUUUUAACGGUGUUUGUAGACUAGAAUUGACCUUCUAAUAUCUUUUAUCCAUAGCUCUUAAGUUUUCAUAUACCACACAUUCAUAUUAUAAUUUGUAUGUAGUAUUUUAUUGGUUCUAUAUAUUUUUCAUCUUUUUCUACAUUUAAUGUAACAUAAUGGAGGCGAGAAUUAAUCAUCAUAUUCGAGGUAUAUUUAUGCUGAAUCAAAAAGCUAUUCCUCCAACAUUAAAUAAACAUCUUACAAAUAAAAUUUUUAACAAACCAAAUAAAGAAGGAAUGGAACAAGUAUUAUAUCAUUUACUUCCACUAACAGAUCCAAAUUGCUUAAAAACUCUACCCUGGCCAAUAUCAUCUUUUAAAGAUGCUGCUGAAUUUCGUAACGCUGCCACACUCAUAAUUAAUGGACUAAAAGAAUUUGUAUAUGAAAAGUCUUCAAAUGUUGUCGCAAAAGUAAAUUCUUCAUUAUUAGCAAAUCCUGGUGGACCAGUAUUUAUAUUUUUUAUGUAUCAGUUUUGCUUGUUUAUCAAGUAUUGCGAGCUAAAGAAAAAAGGCAUUGAUGUUUUAAAUGCACCAACAUAUGUUGAUGAUGAAUAUAUUGAUAAAAAAAUAUCAAUGUUUGAUGGAAUAUCAAAAAGUAAUUUUAAUGAAGCAAAUGAAAUAGUGUCUAGAAUUGAUUACAAUCUAAAAAAUAUGGCCGAAUUAUCUUUGAAAUAUAAAGAAAUUAUUCUAGAUAGUAAACAACGUAUUAAAGAUUUGAAAUUAGAAUUACUAAAUAUUGAGCACUCUGAAGCAACAGAAAACGAAGUUGCUGAACUAAAAAAAAAAUAUAUCUAUUUAUAUGAUAAAUUUAAUCAAAAUAAUUUAAUUGCUAUGAAGUGUGCAAAAUUAGCUGAUAUAAUUUCCAAAACUCCAAAAAAUUGCAAUGCCAAUUUGAUAAAUAUAACUUAUAAUGAUAAAGACGAAAUAAUAGGAAAUUAUGGAAAUAUAGACCUCGUUAAGUUGCUUACUAUCAUUAAAAGUUCUUUAAAGGAUCAUAUAAGUUGGUGUGAACAGAUAAAUGAUGAACAAACUAUUGAUGACAAUAUACUUGAAGUACAAAAAUCUGUUGUAGAAAUGUCAGAAAUGAUGCAAUGUUAUAAAAUACUUUUACAACAACAAAAUAAUGUGAUUGAGAAUUUAGAAAUUGAAAAUCAUAAAUUAGAUGUAGAAAUAUUCACUAAAAAAAGUUUUGAUAAUAUUGAUCCAAGAGUACGAUCUGUUUAUGAAAAAAUUCCUCCAAUUGUCCUAAAAACAGAUUUAGUUGAAAGUCCAAAGUCAAUUAAAUUAGAAUAUUACAAAAAAUCAAGUCAAUCAACUAUAUUACAUUGUAGUAAUAAACCAUAUACUUACCAGGAAUUAUCUUUAGAUGACAUUAAAGAUAUAUAUACUGCUACACUGUCAAAUCAAAAUGAAGUUGAGAUAAUUGUUGAAGAAAAUGAACAUUCAUCCUCAUUCAAUGAAUCAAAUUGGACUAAGAAUGUUACAUUACACCAUAGUAAUGACCAUGAUAAAUCUUUGGUUGAUAAGACAACAAAUGCUACUCUUAAAAAUCAACCAGAUAAAAUAGAUGGAAAAAUUGGUUCUGUAAAUCAAAUUAAAGAAGAUGAAAUCAAACGUGUAUGUAUAUCUAGAAAAUCAAUUGAGAACAUAAAGCAAAAAUUUAUUAAAAUAAAAAAACAAGCUCAAGAAAUGAGCACAAUUCCACAUUCACCAUUUUAAUUAAAUUUCAAAUUUUAAUUAGUGAAUUAUACUUUGUUCUACCUAUUUCUCACAGUUAAAAACUAAUCAAUUAUAUUUUAUGUAUAAAUUU
This is a messenger RNA of Sipha flava (yellow sugarcane aphid), 1906 nucleotides long. RefSeq lists its product as uncharacterized. Gene Ontology annotation, biological process: spindle assembly. Gene Ontology annotation, cellular component: mitotic spindle microtubule; HAUS complex. Gene Ontology annotation, molecular function: microtubule binding. The record is from RefSeq and is a predicted model, not a curated record. Lineage: Eukaryota; Metazoa; Arthropoda; Insecta; Hemiptera; Aphididae. The coding region runs from base 214 to 1815 and encodes 533 amino acids. The transcript is spliced from 11 exons.